This is a messenger RNA of Pelmatolapia mariae (spotted tilapia), 984 nucleotides long. RefSeq names its product death-associated protein kinase 3-like. The record is from RefSeq and is a predicted model, not a curated record. The transcript has a single exon. NCBI's taxonomy places the organism in Eukaryota, Metazoa, Chordata, Actinopteri, Cichliformes, Cichlidae. The coding region runs from base 367 to 984 and encodes 205 amino acids.
CUUGCAAUAUCUCGCUAAUUGUAUUUUAAUGGAAUGGAAACUUAAGAUUGUGCUGUGGUGAAGCCGUCUACCCCCCACUCAGGCUGAUGAAAUGCAUGUGAGUGGUGUUUUGCUGUGAAGUCCUCAUCCUGUUUUGAUGCAAGCAUGGAUCCGGGAAACCUUACACGCUCACCAGGAAUGUUUGCUGUUUUUUGGCACCCCUUAUCAGCCGUGGCUUACGCUCUGGGGUCACACACUAAUCCUCCAGUGCCACGUCUGCUGGGAUUUUUCACUGCUAUAUAUGUUUUCGAGAUGCAACAAUAAGACAUCCUCUCACUCAGUCUCCCUCCCCCACCCCUACCCUUCUGUCUGAAGUCCUGCGGCCACAUGGAGGAGGACAGCGCUGCCUCUGAGAAGAAAGCAAAGCAGUUGAAGACAAAACUACUUAAAGAGUACACUAUCCAGUCUCACUCCAGCAUGUCCCAAAACAACACAUAUGCCAACUUUGAGCGUUUUGCCCAUGUGGUGGAAGACAUCGGAUUAAUGGAGACGGGAUUGUCCGAGGUGGCGGAAGCUUACCACACCCUACAGGGUGACAUAGAAGCACUGCUCUCCAUUUACAAUGACAAGGAAGCUUGGUACAAGGAGGAGCGGGACACCGCAAAGAAACAGCUCUCGCAAGACUGCCACGAGUUUCGCAAAGUGGAGGCCACCAGGAAGCUGGUGCAAGAAGACAUGAAGGCAGUAGAUGUUUGUCUGGAGAGCAUCAGCAAGAGGUACAACCACAGGCAGGGCCAACUGGAUGCUCUGAGGCAGGAGCUGAACUCUGAGCUCCAGUGGCUCCAGGAUCUGAUGGGCUCUUUGCAUUCUGAGGGAACCAAUGGUAGCAUCCAUAACAGAAGUCUGAGCACACAUGUAAAGAAAGCACUGGAGGACCUGCUGCAUCUGACUUGUGAAGGAGAAGUCUGCUCUGAGGCUGAACAGCCCCUCACUGAGUCUGGCUGA